AUGGGCUGGCAACUAACAAAGGACCACAUGUACAUUAAGAAAAUCCAUCACUUCAUACCUGUUCUGCCCUGCUUCCCAUCAGCCGAGGCAGAGCACGAUCUCGCCACCUUGGUGAACAUGUCCAAUAUCGGACUACUUCUUAUGUACUUCAAGAUCCUUAUUCCUUCUGCCUCUUCUCACAAAAUGACACACUUUGAGAUUUCCAUCGUAUCUGACACUGUCUGCCCAUGGUGUUACAUCGGGCUGCGAAACCUACAAGCCGCCAUUGCCCAGCGUACCGCGAAGAGCCCUACCGACACUUUCUCGUUGACAUGGGACCCCUUUCAACUCAAUCCGCAGGCUCCCCGAGGGCAGACGGUGGACAAGAGAGCAAGCUACGAAAAGAAGCUGGGCGUAGAUGGCGCGCGAACCGUCUUUGAACGCUUGACCUCCGCUGGCGAGACGGCAGGCAUUCAGUUCAGCUUCGAUGGACGAACGGGCAAUACGCUCGAUAGUCACCGUCUUCUUGAGCUUGCUCGCAAGAUAUCAGAUGUGUCGGAAGCAACUUCUGGACAAGCUACACACUCCCAGGCAGACCUGCAGACUCGCCUGGCCGAAGAGCUCUUUGCCGACUACUUCGAGAGGGAACGGGACAUUACUGAUCACGAGGUCCUCAAGAAAGCUGCGCUGCGAGCUGGACUGGAUGAGAGGGGGAUAGACAUCUUAGCUUUCCUGGCGAGCGAUGAUCUGGUCGACCUUGUGCAGCGUGAAGCAUCGGCUCAACGAGAGGAAGGCAUCAAUGGCGUCCCUCACUUCACCAUCAACGAUGACAUUCUUGCAUCUGUUCGAGAGGUUGGCGAGAAAACGACGAGCAGUGCUUUGAGCAGUUUGACGUGA
Molecule: messenger RNA, 876 nt
Organism: Saxophila tyrrhenica
Lineage: Eukaryota; Fungi; Ascomycota; Dothideomycetes; Mycosphaerellales; Extremaceae
Exons: 2
Coding region: 1-876 (291 amino acids)
Molecular function (GO): oxidoreductase activity
Source: RefSeq, a predicted model, not a curated record